CGUCCGUUCAGCAAGCCCGGAGAAGGUAGCAGCUCCUCCGUUCCAGCGUCUUUCGCCAUCUGUUGGAGUUUUGUUUCCAAAAAGGUCUGAAGGUCCAGGUUUGGAAAGAGAACUACUGCUUUCAGGACACGAUUACAAGUUGCCUGAAUGUUGAGAGCUCUAACUUUUUCGUGUAUGUUCUGCCAGCAGUAGGAGAGUGGAGGAGAAGCCCGAGAGCUGGAAAUGGCCGCAGCUGGGAAUGACCGCUCUUUCCAUGUUUGUUCCCCCUACGCACAGCAGAAGUACAGCAACAUCCCCUGUUUCUGGGAAAAACAACCAUCAGGCUGCUUGAGGAUCAGUUGCGCCUUCCAUCACAGCAAACCUCGCAGCAUAAAUGGACUUUUUUUGCCGCCGAGUAACAAUGCCCCAUUGCAACAAGGUGUCCAAGAAGGGAUUCCGCACCCAGCCCAUGGUCAAGAGUCACUCAGAAAUCAAAAGAAUAUUUUACGACCAAUUCACCCUCCACUGACUAUACACCUCAACGAUGAAGACGACGAUGAGGACGAUGAUGAAGAGGAGGAGAACGGUGCUCCUGACUGGGUGCCUCAGACUGCUGCAGACCUUGAAGAGGAAAGAGCAAUAAAGGAAAUAUGCUAUCAAUCUGGAGAGUAUUACGGGAUUCAGUACCCUCAGGAACACCAAUCAACAAAAACUGUGUCUUCACCUCGGGAAAACGAGCUACUACCCUGGGAAGCUACCGAGCGAGACUUGCAGGCAGGCGACGGUGAUACAGUUCCUACAACAUUUAAGAAUGCAAAAGGAGAAGGAGAGAGCUCAGGAACGACAGUACCAGCAGAGACCAUUCCCAGAACAGAUCGUGGAUCCUUUGAAAACGGAGGAACCAAUCGCAUGGAGCGGGUAAAGAACUAUCCCGGUAAAGAAGCAAAGGAGAAGCAAUGGAUUUCCGAGGGAGAAAGCAAGUCCCAUAACACAGGAACAGGAAAAGGAAUUCACACUCCAGACCCCAAAGCAAAACCACGUCGCCAACAAAGGGGUCAAAGUAAGGACGAUGAAGCUGCUUCUGCUAUUCCUCCAGUGAGAGAAACUAGAAGAGACACUUAUUUCAGUUCUUCAGAACCUCGAAGAUCAGCAUAUGUAGUCUACCGUACUGCCACCGUCACCCAAGAACCAAAGUGCAAUGGACCGACAGAUGCCCCAUUGCAACAAGGUGUCCAAGAAGGGAUUCUGCACCCAGCCCAUGGUCAAGAGUCACUCAGAAAUCAAAAGAAUAUUUUACGACCAAUUCACCCUCCACUGACUAUACACCUCAACGAUGAAGAUGACGAUGAGGACGAUGAUGAAGAGGAGGAGAACGGUGCUCCUGACUGGGUGCCUCAGACUGCUGCAGACCUUGAAGAGGAAAGAGCAAUAAAGGAAAUAUGCUAUCAAUCUGGAGAGUAUUACGGGAUUCAGUACCCUCAGGAACACCAAUCAACAAAAACUGUGUCUUCACCUCGGGAAAACGAGCUACUACCCUGGGAAGCUACCGAGCGAGACUUGCAGGCAGGUGACGGUGAUACAGUUCCUACAACAUUUAAGAAUGCAAAAGGAGAAGGAGAGAGCUCAGGAACGACAGUACCAGCAGAGACCAUUCCCAGAACAGAUCGUGGAUCCUUUGAAAACGGAGGAACCAAUCGCAUGGAGCGGGUAAAGAACUAUCCCGGUAAAGAAGCAAAGGAGAAGCAAUGGAUUUCCGAGGGAGAAAGCAAGUCCCAUAACACAGGAACAGGAAAAGGAAUUCACACUCCAGACCCCAAAGCAAAACCACGUCGCCAACAAAGGGGUCAAAGUAAGGACGAUGAAGCUGCUUCUGCUAUUCCUCCAGUGAGAGAAACUGGAAGAGACACUUAUUUCAGUUCUUCAGAACCUCGAAGAUCAGCAUAUGUAGUCUACCGUACUGCCACCGUCACCCAAGAACCAAAGUGCAGUGGACCGACAGCAGUACCUGAGCCGUAUGCUGGGAAACGCUCCAAACCAAAGAAUCAGCUUGACGCAAAUAGAAGAUUUUGGACCCAAACCGAAAGCUAUGACAAAUAUACUUCAGGCUCUUACAAUGCACCAACUUGGAGGAAAAGAAAUCCACACCCUAAAACGUUCUCAAAGUCUAAAACAACCAGUCAGAGCCAAGAAGACAGGGAAGUGAACAGGAAAGGAGAGCGAUACAUAGACAGGAGAAAGAGAUGA
Grus americana (Whooping crane) is the source of this 2223-nucleotide messenger RNA. RefSeq lists its product as uncharacterized. Bases 223 to 2223 code for a protein of 666 amino acids. The record is from RefSeq and is a predicted model, not a curated record. The transcript has 17 exons. Lineage: Eukaryota; Metazoa; Chordata; Aves; Gruiformes; Gruidae.